Molecule: messenger RNA, 672 nt
Organism: Entamoeba invadens IP1
Lineage: Eukaryota; Evosea; Mastigamoebida; Endamoebidae
Exons: 2
Coding region: 1-672 (223 amino acids)
Source: RefSeq, a predicted model, not a curated record
AUGGAUGAAGCGAAGAGUAAAACACGGAAGAUAGAGAGAGAACUUGUGGACAUCCGGACACAAUGGGACACCGUAUUAAGUACAACCGACUCAAUUCUGUCAAACGACCCAAACAGCCGAAUGGUCAUCUCAUUUCCAGACACAUCGGAGUUGGUGACUCGUCUCCAACAACUCGAGCCAUUAAUCGAGGAAGUCAGACAACUUGUAACGGCGGUGGAAGACUCGAAGAGAAAUAUGUUGUCAAUAAAAAUCGACCAAAUCAUCGACGAGAAGAAAACGUUGUCAGAGCAAAUCAGUCAAAAAGAGUUGGAGAAGAAGGAUUAUAUAUAUCGCCAAGAGGACGCAAAUCGGAAGAACGAGGAGCGUGUCGGGAUGCGACAAACACGAAUGGGGUUAUAUGCCAAAGAAAGUGAAUCCCUCCGAACGUCAGAGUCUUUGGUGAAUGAUAUCUCCUCUAACAUCGAAGCAACUGUUUUCAUGUUAGAGGACCAAGGCUCACGACUUUCACAUACACAAAUACGUUGGAAUGAAUUAACGAGUGUGUUGGGGCUAUCGCGGACUGUAAUGAACUUGAUAAGCUCAAGAAAUAAAGGAGAUAGAAUUCUGGUAUAUGGAGGGUUGUUGGGGAUAGUCGUGAUACUCUUUUUGAUAUACUAUUUCCUUAAACGAUGA